Messenger RNA from Pygoscelis adeliae (Adelie penguin), 6906 nucleotides. RefSeq names its product cilia and flagella associated 54 (gene CFAP54). Gene Ontology annotation, biological process: cilium assembly. Lineage: Eukaryota; Metazoa; Chordata; Aves; Sphenisciformes; Spheniscidae. Bases 1 to 6906 code for a protein of 2301 amino acids. The record is from RefSeq and is a predicted model, not a curated record. The transcript has 50 exons.
AUGGCGGCCACAUCACUCUCCCCGGCACAGCCAGGCUAUGAAGAGCCUGGUCCCCGCCAUGCCCUGACCCCUGUCAGCCUUACACCCCCUGGGACAGGAACGCCACUCCCAGCUACCUGUAAUUCUAGAGAGGCACAACCGUCUGCUGGACAGGAAGGUGUGGAGACACAUAGGAAUAAAAGAAGUGGGACCGGAGCUGAAAUCCGAUGUAGAGAAUAUGAAGACUAUGAGAAAGGGCACAUGAAAAUGGAACCAGUAUACGUAGUGGAUGUUGGAGAUAAAAUGAAGUACGGGAAAUCUGGGGACAGAAUGAAAGCAAAUACUUUGUUUAAUAUUUGGAUCAAAUAUAAGCCUCGACUGCCAGAGUGGUAUUACAAUGAAAAACUUCUGAAAGUUGGUGAUUCCCUCGCUCAGAUCAAAAUAUUUGCUCGCCGUGGUCUGAUUAAAAUCGAUGAACUGAAGCAAUUAGAAAAUAUCAGUUCUUCGCUGGAAAAUUCAGAGACAAAAAAGAUUUUGAGAGAGGCCACUCUAAAGAUGUCAGUAAUGAUUUUCAAGAGAGCAGUAUAUGAAUCCAGAAGAAAGCCGAAAAGCUGCUUUCGACCUAAGUUAAGAGUUAGCCUGAAAGAAGCACAAAAUUUGCCAUGGCCUCGCACUACUACCGAACGGCUGCUGACAGAAAUGUUUGAUGGUGCCGCAGCUCAGUUCCUUGCCAUCCUGGAAGCUCUGUCUGAUAGUAGCAGGCAUGUGUUGUGCCCUGCUCUACCUGUUCCUGAUGAAAUUGAAAUUCGUGAUGUCAUUUCAGAGCUCUUUUUUGCAGGCCUGGAAAUCCUCUCAGGAGAAAAGGGAGUGUCUGGAGAUGCUGCUGUGAAAUUUAUAAAAUUAGCUUUCAGCUAUGAAGAGUGGGACGUGUUUGAUUCUGCUAUUGAAUUUGUUAUUAAUUUUCUUCAGGCUCAAGAUGACCCAACAUGGAAGAAAGCUGAAAUGGAACUCAAACUUGUUACACUGAUGCAACCUUUACUAUUUCCAAGAAAAUUUAAACACGGUUUUUCUGUUAGUGAAAAUAAUACCAAAGAAGCUAGGAUGCCUCAUGGUUCUGAAAAGAAGCAAACAUUCAGAAAGUAUAUUAUCUACUGGCAUAAAUUGAAUAUCCAACCUGACAUAGAAAUACUUGUUGAUGUAAUAAUGUUUUUGUGGCAGAAGUGUAAAACAGGACUUCAGCAAAUCCAAAUGAGUGGAAGUGACUACUUAAAAUAUAUCCACAAAUACAAAGCUUACCAAUGGGUUCAUGUACUUUGGAUAAUAAAUGAAGUAAUUCAGAAGAGCAGCGUAGCAGACGCUAAUGUUGUAAUGGUUGCAGAGAUAACCUUACGUCUAACUGCAAUAUUGGAAAAUGUAGCUGAUUCUACAAGUAAAUCUAAGAAAAAAGCAGGAAAAAGAAGUGCCUCUCUCUCGCUGGAUGAAAGCUAUGAUAUUCCUGAAAUACUGAUGAAAAGCCCUACAGAACAAUUACAAGUUGCUUAUGAAAGUCUUGAAAAAGCAAUUAAUGGAAUGAACACAUCUCGCUUAAUGACACUUCUACCAGAUGGAAAGUCGAUAUUUGACAACUGCUGUACAAAGGUGGACUCAAAUGAUCAGAAUUUGAAUUCUGUUUUGGGAUGUGGCAAUGAUAAGACAGGAACAGGUAAUGCUUUUAUAAUGGAUUUACACUUGGAGCUCGUUCAGGCCCAACAUCGAGUAGCUGUGAAACUUCUUAAAAUAGCACAAGGUUCUCAGAAGGAUGACAGUCUUAAGUCUAGCAAGUCUCAUGUGAAGAAUAUUAAAGAUUUCCAUUAUUUAACAGUUGAUCUUUCAGACUCAGUUCAGCCUAAAUCCUUGGUCCAGUAUAUGGAAGCACUAACAUUAAUUGAGCAAGUUGAAGCUGAACAAAAUGCUUUGUAUCACAGUCUCAAAGAAGCUAUGAGCAGCAAGAAAAAAAGCAGGACUCCUCCUCCUCCUCUGUUACUUUCUAGAUCACAUUGCUCCAUGACAUUUAAACCAGCCCCGUUCUCUUCAGAUGUUCAGGUUUCAUGGUACAGUAUUUUGGGCUGUGUAGCAGGAGGAAGUAAUAUGAAAGUAAGGUUAAAUAACAAUAAACUUCCAAAUGCAGGAGAAGAGAUACCAGCUGAUGGGAAAAGCCUCUUGGAAAUAAAAGGCUUAGAUCCCAAUGAGAAAUACAUAUUUGCAGUCGCAGCAUAUUCUUCUGAUGGAAAACUUAUUGGUGAUGCCAUUGGAGAAACGACUAAACCAAUCCUUGCUUAUCCACCUAUUUCUGCUACUACUGUUCGAGCCUAUCUAACUCAGGUAGCCUAUCAGACUGGCAACUAUACAUUAGCCAGAGAAGCAUUUUCACCAGUGUGGGAUUAUUUUGUUUCAAAUUCUUCUCCACUGCCUGCCAAUGCAGCUGUUAUUUCUGCAAGUAGUAAUUUGACUAUAUCUGAAAACAGGUUACGUUUUGAAGCUGUAUCUCAGACUUCUUCUAUUACCUUGCACCUCUUUCUGAGGAAUAUAUUUGCUGUCUGUGACAUUAAUGUCAUGGAAGGAGCACUCUUCUGUGAUUCCAUCUGUUCCAAUGAGAUACUUUAUAAGGAACAAGUUGCUAGAUUAGCAGAAUGUAAAAGAAUGACUGUGGCAAUUGAACUUAGCAAUUGGUUGAAUGAUGCAAAUUACACCCUGCAGUCUGUUGUACAAUGUUAUGGUCUCCUUGCUCCAAUUAUUUAUCACAAGAUUUCUUCAGUGCCAGUAGUUCAGAUCCUCAUUAAGUGCUUGGCUGUCCUUCAAGAAAUUCCAAGUGCUACUUUGCAGAGGAGGCAGGCAGGAUGUUAUGAGAGUAUUCAGCAUAUGAUAGCUUGUACUUCAUUUUAUACAGCAAAGGUAGAGUUUCUAUUGUACACUAUCACUGCUUGUCAUAAUGGAUUUGAUUUGGUUAUCAAUGUAGCUCGUGGAUCAGAGCUUACAGGACAGGAAGAUCCUUUGUUCCUCUACCCUGUAAUUUCAUGUUGGACAUCAAACAGUGCUUAUCGAGAAGUGAUGAAAUUCAGAAAGAAAUCACGUUUUCUUGAGUUCUUUGUUCAAGUUUUGCACAAAAUCCUGAAUGAAGAGAAGUUUCAAUGCGUUCUGGAAUGGGCAGGCAAUGUGCAAGUUUACUUGAAAAGGAGGAACGACCAACUUCUCUGUAUCAACAGAAUUUCAACAAAAGAAACAAGUUCUCCCACUCUGCCAGAAGGCAUGGAUAGAUAUACUACAAGAGUUGUGGAGUUUCAGAAAAGUAUGGAGACCUCACCUUUAAAGAAACCAGAGGCAUCAACUUUAAAGAAACCAAGAACAGAAGCCUUGAGUCCUAUUUGGAAAAGACAGACUCUUCGACAGUAUUUUGUGAAACAUCCAAAUAUAAUGAAAUCUCCAGAAGCACAAAGGAAAUGCAAGGAAGAGUUGCAAAAAGUAGCUCGUCACACCUUAGUGGUACUGCUGAAACCAGUUGUGAGUAAUUACUUAAACCGAAAGAAGUUUCAUCAAAUGUGUCUUGAAGAGAUGCCCUGGAGGUCUCAGAUGAAUAUCUAUCUGGCAGUUGCACACUACAACUUAUUUAAAAAGAAACUGGAAGAGCAAUAUAACAUUGGAAUUUGUGGUUCACAGCAUCUGGACAGUUACAAUAUUUUGGAUCCUGAAAUAUUCUCAUUAAAUAAUUCUGGCACUGUAGUGGUGAGAGAAGCUGUAGAGAAUAACAUGAGAACACCAACUCCUCCUCUCCUUAAAAAGUCAGGAAUGACCGAAAACCAAACUUGUACAGAUAAAUCUUCUGAGCACAGCAUUAAACUGAGUAGAACUGAUGAUACUCCUCGAACUCAAACGACAAACGAUACAGAAAUAUCCAUCUCGCAUUCCCCCAAAGAAUACAACCAGUUUCUGUCAAAUACCAUUUUACUGGAGCAUUUUACAAAAAUCUUUUUGCAUUUAAGGAGAGCAGUGGUUCUUGCUCACCAUGGUGGCCACUGGACGCUGCUUCAAAAUGCUUGUCGAGAGCUUUGGAACUAUACUCAAGAAUUACAGUUGAUUGCUAACCAUUCACAUUCCCAUACGGAUGCAUUUCCCAUUACCAGGGGUUUUCUUAGGAACACCAUCUGGUUGCCAUUUUAUUUGGCAUCAGACAUGAUCAUUGAUAUGAUAACUGAACUACAAGCAAGCAGGUCUCUUAAGAUUGUGGAUUCUGAAGGAGACUUCUGCAUUCCCAGUUGUUUAGGAGGUAUUAUGGAUGAGAAUGGUGGUUCUAAUCUCCAUCCACAGUCUCCCCUGGAUGAUGUGAAUGUGGUUGACUUGAAAUGGAUAUGUAAUCUGAUUCUUAAAACAAUAGAAUUGUUAUAUCAAAUGAAGAAGUGGGAAGCACUGGUACACAUAGCUGUACAAUUUAACAUAUUUACACAUGAGAGAUACACAGAACAAGUGAGUCCGCUGCUGGUGUAUGCUCAGAGGCAGCUACUGGAAAGGAUACAGCAAUUCAGUGGCCCGGACAGCCAUGAAUCGCAUUUCAUAAAAUGUCUGUCUGAUAAUGCACAUAAGGCCUUACAGAAAUUUGACUCCUCAGAAUCUCUCCUGACUGUUACAAAUUUACAGGUACUGGAAGACAUAUUUAAUUGGAGUCUGUCUUUAACAAUGGUGCCACUGUGCAACCAACAAAUUAUGAAUAAAUUAACCUUAGCCAAAAUGCAUCUCAUCAUUUGCCUUUCUGCCACAAUAAAUAAUAUACCUGAAAAAGUGGAAAAACAUGUCUAUUCUGUUGAUAACAACAACUUGAAGGAGCCAAGCAGAAUUACAGCGUCAAAUGUAAAAGUUGAUGCUGAUAAGAAUUCAAGACAACAGGAACAAAGAGACACAAUGGUGCAGCUCGUUGACUGUAAAGAUGAAUUAAAUAUGGCCAUGCUGAAGGGGAUUUUACUGACAGAAGCUGAAGAAAGUCUUAGCCAUCUUGUGCAGAACAUACAGGACAAAUAUGAUGGGGAGAUAUCUUGGUGUUCUGCUGAAGAUUUAGAGGCUCUCAUUGAGGCCAAACUUCAGCUUGCUGCUAUUUCUCAGCAAAGGCAUCAAGCAGCUUUCAGUGUUGCUUUGGCUUUCUCUGCAAUUCGACUUCUCCAAGAUGCAAAAAUUUUUAGGAUGCAAGUGACACAUUUUCCAGAAGAAAAGGAUGAAAGGGAGUGUUCGGACUCUUGUGUUGAAGAUGUUCGAAUGCCUCACAGUAUAACAGCACAAGAUCAUAUGAGUGUACAUCUGUGGCUAAGGUGUCGUACAAUGUUAGUGACUGCACUAGUAAGACAGAUACAUGGCGUUGGUGAUAUGGAAGAAAAUGAUGUGGCUGAACGCAGAACUGUGAUAAAAGAAGUAAUACUAGAGGCAGAAGCCUUUGGUGAUAUUGAAACUCAGGCUGAAAUGAUGGUGCAAGCUGCUAUUCUUGACCUGCAAGAAAAACGUCCCGUGGCAGGCAUUAAACUUCUUUUGCAGAAUAUCAUCAGUUUACUCCAAGAGGAUACAUUUAUUUCCCCUCCAGCUUCUUUGACUCUUGUGAAAAGUAUGCUUCUGCUGGCAGACAUACUAACGCUGCAAACAGUAGAGGAUACAGAACAUUGCUGUUCUACAGUGGAACCAUUAAACUUACUAAUUUUGGCACAUGAGCUUACCAUUAAAGCAAUUUUUGUUUGUGGAGAACCCAUUGAACGCCAAAUAGAAGACAGUACAUUGACUUGCCUGGUCCUACCUACAAAAAAUAUCUACUUGCCACAUAUCAACUUGCUAGCCCAAGUCAAAAUGAGAAUCGGACACACAUUAGCUGAAAAAGUAGCUUGUACACCUGCAAGAGGAGAUCCACUGCAAUGGCUACAUGCUCUCAAACAUUUAGAAUCAGCAUUGAAGCUUUGCAGAGCAUCUGCAACAAAAAAAUCAGAUAUGGAAGCUGAACUUCUUUUUCAGAUAGGUAAGGUAGAACGCCAGAUAACUGAAGCAGGCAACAAGUCAUCUCGAGCUGUUGAAGCCCUGUUGGAAGCUAUAAAACUCAGCCAGCAACAUGACCAAAAAUUUGAGUUAGUAAGAAGAUCAUACCUUGAAAUAGCACUAUUAUAUUUGCAUUUUGCUACAAAUAAUGAGGAUAUGCCACAGACAGAUAGGAUGGUGCCUUCCAAAUCAAACAUCACUUCUGGAGAACUCUCUUCUCCUGAGGAGGCUCUGAAAUCAGAAGGCUACAAAGUACAAGCCUGGAUUGCAGUAAGAGCAGCUACACAGAUGUCUCUUGAAAUUACUGGAAUUACAUCAAAGAUGUCACAUAUGAGAACAGCUUCUCCAGUUUCUGUCAUCGCAGAAGCAGACAGUCAGGCGGAGAGUAGGGCAGCAAAUGCUUCAAAUAAGGAAAUUAACAUUCAGUGGUAUAUUCCUCCUCUGGCAAAGCCAUCAAUCUAUACAGAGACUAAGGUUUUGCUGCUUUAUGCUUAUAAUACAAAGCCUGUCAAGAUUAGCAACAUCAAGACUUUCAGUUCAAUGUCUAUAUUUUCAGGCCACUUGUGGAUUCCGUUGGCUAGAAUUAUUUCUUUACGGGAGAAAUUAUCUAAUCUGAAGCAGCAAGUUGAAAUGUUGAUGCAAAGUUCUAAAAGCUUGUCUUCAGCUUCAGAAUCUAUAAGUUUUCUGGAACAAAGUGAAACUUUGAAAAUAAUUUCUUCAAAAAAAACCCAAAUGAAUGUUGCAAAAGUGCAUCUUGAUGAAAAAACAGAAAUCCCAUUUGAUGUUACUUUGCAAUCAAUAGCGAGUUUGGAAGAGAUGUUUGAUCCUGCCAAUGGAUGUACAAUAACUGAAGAAAGUCUUUUCAAUUGGAUCAUUUCUCUCUUUCACUAA